Molecule: messenger RNA, 530 nt
Organism: Gekko japonicus
Lineage: Eukaryota; Metazoa; Chordata; Lepidosauria; Squamata; Gekkonidae
Product: kallikrein-8-like
Exons: 4
Coding region: 1-492 (163 amino acids)
Biological process (GO): proteolysis
Molecular function (GO): serine-type endopeptidase activity
Source: RefSeq, a predicted model, not a curated record
AUGAUGUUUUCUAUUAUCACUGAGUUUCUAACUGCUUUACUGUUCCUGCUCUCUGCUGCCACUGCAGAUGAUGUGCGGAUAUCUGGUGGGAAGCCAUGUACCCCCCAUUCACAGCCAUGGCAGGCGGCUCUUUUUUCUGGUUUUUCCAUGAAAUGUGGCGGUACCCUGGUCCACAAGUCCUGGGUGCUGACUGCUGCCCAUUUGAAUUUUCCCAAUGACUUGCACUGUGCAAAAAUCUCCAUCAUCGACCAUCAGGUUUGCCAGUCCAUCUACCCUAGUUACUUCACUGAAAACAUGGUAUGCGCUGGAAGGAUGCAAGGUGGUACAGAUUCUUGUCAGGGUGACUCGGGUGGACCCCUUGUCUGCAACGGGAAACUGCAAGGGAUUGUCUCCUGGGGUCCCCAAGUAUGUGCACAACCAAAUAAACCUGGAGUCUAUGUUAAUGUCUGCAAAUAUGUGAAUUGGAUCCAAGAAACUAUCCGCAACAAUUGAUGAAUGAGUGGCUCAGGAGAUCCUGAAUGAACUCUGGG